CUGAGGCUAUGCAGUUUUAAGAGUGCUUUAAUCUGCAUCCACUACUGCAGCUGGUGCUAAAGUAGCAACAAUAUCAAGCAACUUUGCCUUCUGCUGAGAGCUGCUGCUGUCAAGAGCGUUUUAAGCAACGAAGCAAGUCAGUAAGGACCACUUUUGACUUGUUAAGUCAAUUUAGAGGGAGCUUUCAGGACAGAGUGAACCCGGUGUGGAGGGAAGUUUAAAAAUUCAGCAGCCCAGACGUCCACGGAGAUGGCUAACACUGUGACGUCUGCCUGUUGUGUGGUGGUGGCCCUCCUGAUGGUGUGCGUGCAGGGCAGCAACGAACUGGGUGGAGCCAUUCAGUGCAGAAGUAUGGGUAGCAAUGUGACCCUGGAGUGCGAUGGAGGGAGCAUUGACUCCAAAGUGAGGUGGCAAUUUAAUGGGCGCAACGUAGCACACAGCGAGCGGGUCAUUGUGCAAGGCACCAACCUCAUCCUGAGGAACGUGGAUUCAUCUCACACUGGGACCUACAGCUGCUACGAGGAUUCGACAGGAGACCUGAAGAAUGAAGUAACAAUCCAAGUCGGAAAUGCUCCAAUGGAACCAAACGUGAUGUGCAGAUCAAGUGCGUACCCCAUCAGUUUCUACUGCACUUGGCACCUACCGAACCCAACCUUCAUCCCGACGGAGUUUAAUGUCUCUGUGAGGCAUGGAGAAAAGGAAAUUGAGUUUAUUAGAGACGACAAGCACAAGAACAGAUGCAACGUGAAGUUCGUUGAAUUAUUUUCCGCGAGUAAGUACACAGUGACAGUCGUUGCAAGGAACUCGUUGGGAUCCAAUUCCACCUCCAUCUCGUUCAAAGAGGAAACCAUAGUGAAACCAGAUCCUCCCGAGAUAAUUAACGUCAAUCCGGUUCCCGAGUCCCCCCAAAGGAUGGUGGUGGUGUGGCAGAACCCCCCAUCGUGGCCUGAACCAGAUGCCAUUCCGCUUAAAUAUUUCCUGAGGUACAAGCCCAUCAUUCUGGAUGACUGGCAACACGUUGAAGUGACGGACGUAACAUUUCACACCAUCACCGAUGCCUACGCAGGGAAGGAACACAUCAUACAAGUGGCUGCCAAGGACAAUGAAGCCGGCACCUGGAGUGAAUGGAGCAAGGCUGUACGUGCCACACCGUGGACACAAAUGCCGGUGGAUCCAGAAACAGAAACCAAAGAAACAACAAGCAGUAUUACAUCAGCGGCUGUCACCAAAGCGAGCGAAAAUGAAAAGAUUGAACGAAGCACGAACAAUUCUCCCCGACUGAUAUCGUCCAUGAUGGCAUUGCUUCUGGGCGUGAUCGUCAACAUAUUGAUCUGAGAGAAAACAAAUUGUGAGGAAUCCACGCUUUGUAUUUUGCACGUGUGGAAUGUGGAUGCAAGGAAUCUGCCCUGCAAAAUGCUGAAGGGUGAAAAUCCACAGGAACCUGGAGCUCUGAUCCCUGUGAAAUUUAAUGGACACACACCCAUGCACGCACACACACUUACACACACAAACUCGCACUCAAAUAAAGUGAAUUGAAGGAAAACAAAGCAAACCAAGGAUCUCUGCAGCAUCAUGCCAUCACGUAGAUGUAUUCUUUCCGAUGGGCUAAAUGGUUACCGUUUAAUCUCAUGUCGGACGUUUCCGCAAGGGGAUAAAAAAAAUAUAUAUAUCCAUCAUAAAGAGAAUCGAAUGUGAAACGCCAACAACAUACAGCUAAAUUGUCAUGCCAAAGACUCUGUGAUUUACCUGAACUGAUAACUACCAAUGCUCUGCUUCCUCCAACCAACUCCUUCCCCUCCCCAUCCCUCACACACACACGCCCCCACUCCCCUCACCCCCACCAAACAAAAAUAAUAACAAAACACCCUGCAUCCGCGUAAGUGAGAUUGGGCGCUAAUUGAACGGCAGGUUCACUGUUGGCAUCAGUACUGUGAAAUUUUUCUGAGUGCGCAGAUUUUUUGACCUGCAAUUUUAUCACUAGUGUUUUAAAGAAUGUUUUUGUACUUUAACGGCCGGUUGUCAGAUGAUGGACAGUCACAACCUGCGACAAACACUGUGCUCUCUCUACCCGCCUGAGAAUGGACUGCAUUGACUUUUUUUUACUGGGAGAUGACGUAUUUGUAUGCUAUGUGGGAAGCUUUGAAACUUUGAGGAGUUUCAUUGUUCAAGCCUUCCAUUUAAGCGUUGCUUGGUUUGACCAUCUUCUUUUUCAAAGCAGAUGAAAGGAAUGUAAAGGUACUACAGUUUUAAUCCUCCACGUGCGUUCGUUCCAGCCUACAUUACCCUUUGACAGCACGGAAGUUUCCGACUAACUGCAACUUGGCUGUACAGGGAGCGAGCGAGAGGAGUCAUGUAUUUGUCUAAUCACUUAAUAAUAAUCACCAAUAGAUUUAGUUUUUUGCAGAAGGCUCAGUUCGUCCACACACGCCUCUUUCUGUAAAAUAAUUUAACGCUUUAUCGUACGUAAUUGCUCGAAGUCACUUAUUUAACGGUACAAGUGGUUAAGUGUUAGCGUUAGAUGUUGUAAGAAGUUAGAUAAAAAAUGAUCCUUUUUGUGUAAAAAAACUGCUUAAGAACUCACUUGUUAGAAAAUGGUCAUCUGAUGGCAUCAUGUUAAAUGUAUAAGUAUUUGUUUGAUUUUCAGGGUUCUUUACGUAUAAAUGUAAUUGUCUCAAAACUUGUUUGAAUUCACACCUUAAUCCGAAUCCACACUUUAAUCAAUAUCAGUACACAGAAUCCGCUAAGCAAAUUAUCUGUCUGAUCCAAAUCAAGUUACUCAAUACUUUACCCUAAAGCUUUAUGUGGUAUGAUUUUACAGUGCCUCUACUUAUCCCAACCCAGUUUUGUAUAAUGUGGUUCCCAAAGGGAAAUUUGUGCAGUGCCCUUUUCCAAAUGAAACACACGUACAGUGUGUUCCUAGAGUCACAGAGAUCGCAGUGUGGAAGGAGACCAUUCAUCCCAAGGAACUGAGCCCAAACUGGUGCUCGUUCACCCACUGGAGCUAAUUCCAAAUUCAUUGCUCUUUCCCUGAAGCCUUUUACAAUGUUCCCGCUUCAAAUCUUUAUUCAGUUCCCCUUUUAUGCUGUUGGGAUCACAUCUUAAGUAGCCAUUGGGGGUAUUCAAAAAAUCCGCACCGCAGGGAUUUCCACAACAACGGAAGAUUGACAUCGGAACCAACGUUGCCAAAUUUUUUNAAGACUUGGCCAGAAUAUAGCAGAUGUAGCCACAUCCAAUAGUUAGGUCUUUGCCUCCCAGGCAAGGAUAGACUGCUUUAACUCCAGUGCUAGAUUGAAAACCCCAUGUUGAAAAGUUCCCCAAACUUGUUUCUGGCUAUCUGCAAAAAAGGGCAUCCAAACCAACGAUUUCUUCACAAACUUAUGGUGUCAGAAGGGAAAUCUAUCUGCAGUUUCUAAAUAUCCUCUUUUCUAUAAGUUGAUGAGGUUUGGAAGGAACUGUUGCCUUGGAUAUCUCUGCGUGUACCUUCUCAUAGCGUUGCUUCCCAUUGUACCCAAGAAGGAUUUAAUCAGAUCAAAAAUUAUUCUAUUUAUUUCUGGUUCCAGUUUGGUUUAUCCGGUUGGAUCCUCAACUCUUCUUUCUCCCUCAUACCAGUUCUCUGACCAAGACUACUUUCCUUCACCUCAGCCAUGUCACUCCCUACCUCAUUCCACAUGCCACUGAGCCCCUUUUAUUAUGUCUUCAUUUUUACCUCCCGCCUGAACCUUUCUGAAGCACUCUUCGCUGAUCUCCCUUGCUGUACCAUUUAUAGAUAUCAGCUCAUCCAAAACUCUGCUGCCCGUAUCCCCAUCCUUAUCCUCACAUCCACGGCCCUAGUCCUUGCCAGGUUCCAUUGGCUUCGAUCUCUCAGUGAAUCCCAGAUCUCAGCCUCACCUGCAAAUCCUUUCACGUUCUUCACAUCACCCCAUCUCUCUAUCUCCUCCGACCCCUUUUGCUCAGCUACCUCGGGCUUGCUCACUCUCUCCAUGUCACCAUCGCCCCAAUUCUACAGCCCUGAGCUCCGGAACUCCCUACCUUGGUUCCUCCGUCUUGUUCGCUCUCUACCUGUCCCAGUCUUGCCUUAAAACUUACCUUUUCAAGUCACCUCUCCUUUCCCCCUCACCCCAUCCUCCCCCACAUGCCCACCCACUGCGAAGCGCUUCAAGGCAUUAUUCAACAAGAGGGCGCCAUGUCAAUGCAAGCUGUCGCUAUUAUAACAUAGGCUUUCGCCUACAAAAUACACUUCACUUCACAGUGAAUCCUGUGGA
Callorhinchus milii (elephant shark) is the source of this 4262-nucleotide messenger RNA. It is a transcript of the gene cntfr, whose product is annotated as ciliary neurotrophic factor receptor. The record is from RefSeq and is a predicted model, not a curated record. NCBI's taxonomy places the organism in Eukaryota, Metazoa, Chordata, Chondrichthyes, Chimaeriformes, Callorhinchidae. The transcript has 10 exons. Gene Ontology annotation, molecular function: cytokine receptor activity; protein binding. Gene Ontology annotation, cellular component: external side of plasma membrane. Gene Ontology annotation, biological process: cytokine-mediated signaling pathway. The coding region runs from base 250 to 1335 and encodes 361 amino acids.